Molecule: messenger RNA, 675 nt
Organism: Telopea speciosissima
Lineage: Eukaryota; Viridiplantae; Streptophyta; Magnoliopsida; Proteales; Proteaceae
Product: proline-rich receptor-like protein kinase PERK2
Exons: 1
Coding region: 1-675 (224 amino acids)
Source: RefSeq, a predicted model, not a curated record
AUGUUCAAGGAACUCCAAGAACAACAACGAAACCUUGCUUCUCAUAAAAGCAAAACCCCAAAAUCAAAGAGGUUUCAGCCAUCCUCGCCUCCUGUUGUUCCCUUACCACCAUCAUAUCUCCCUCCAUCAUUCACCCCAACAUCACAGCCUACUUUCCAACCUAUCCCUGGUCACACUCCACCUGUCCCUCCGUCAUUAGUCCCAUGGGUUCCUCCACCUCCACCUAAGCCAUUGACCCCCAGGACAGCUUAUGCCCUUCUCCCUUCCCUUCAAAACCUAAAUACCUUGAGCUCUUAUCUCACCCAGCUUACUGUGCAAGACCCUAUCCCGGUCCUCACUCUCACCAAGGAUACCUCCUCAGAUACCUCAAGCUUUUGUGAGUCCUACAAUGAGCCUCCUCCUCCAGUUUUCCAAACUAGGCCUGAAGCUUCAGGUCCAAGUCCAACUCCUAGGGCAAAUACAGGAGUCACUGAGCCUAUUGUUACCAGUGACAGUGAUCAUGGAUCUGUUCAUGCUGAUGAACGACAGCAGCCGCCACCGCCUCCUCGGGCACCAACUCACCCUUUUGCCAACCAAGAUCCAAAGCAGUUAUUCACCUUUGACGGCAUUCCUUUUCACAAAUGGCCUGAAAAGAUCUCAGAAUUCCAUGCUUGGUUGAUGGCAGAACUGCUUUAA